Molecule: messenger RNA, 1323 nt
Organism: Pedinophyceae sp. YPF-701
Lineage: Eukaryota; Viridiplantae; Chlorophyta; Pedinophyceae
Source: the annotation of a GenBank genome assembly
AUGGCAGCGCGCCUGGGGCACCCCGAGCAGGAAGUAGAUGAUCUGCUCGAGCGGCUCCGGAAGCGCAAGGGCCUCACGGACCCGCCACUGGCACCAGCACCGGCCCCCGGUCGCCCCAUGAGGCCAGUCAAGGCGUCCUCCCGCGGGGCGAGCCGCGCGUCGGGAGAGCUCUCCUCGCGCGUAUCGUCAGGCUCUCGCACCUCGUACGUAGCGGAGGACGACAAGGACGCGGAGCGGGCGUCGAUCGCAGCGGAGGCCAAGACCCUGUUCACUCACAGCGCCCCGCCAUUAUGCCUGUUCCGGGAGCCAGCCAAGGAGCUCACGGACGACCAGAAGGACCAGGUCAACUCCGUCGUGAAUCGCAUGGUGACGACGGUGUCGUACAAGUGCGCGCAGGCGGAGCACCCGGACCUCGGGCUCCUCGACGAACACAUAGCGCACCUCUGGCUGCAGGAGGCGCGCAUCAUCCGGCGGCUCGCGGGCAAGCGGCUGCGCGGGAACUCGCGGCGGCAGGACCAGCGGACGGUGUCGAAGAAGAAGAUAGCGUGGGGGGUGUCGUCCCAGCCAGAACCCCCGGUGCCAAAAGUGCUGCGCCCGGCGCCCAACGCGGCGAUGGUCCACCAGGACAUGCACGAAUUCCUGCCCUUCCCGCAGACCGGCCGGCCGCAACGCGAGCACGCCGGCCCGCGCGUGGAGCUCGUCGGAAUGCUCGCGCGCAUGUCGAUGAAGGCGCGCGGCGGCGAGCCCGCGACCUUCAUCGAGCGCCACCCCUCCCCGGUCCCGGGGGGCCUCGACAGCCCCCGGUCCGACUCGCCGAUCCUGGCGUCGGAGCGCGGGAGCGGCGCGACUACGCCGGCCGCGGGCCGCGACGAGGCCGGAACGUCCACCGACGACGCGGCGGCGCAGGCCGGCCUGACCACGGCCAAGUCGGGGGGGUCUGCCUUACAGUCCCUCCCCAGCAGCGGCCGGUCGCGGCACCCGCUGCCGCCGCUGUCGGCGCACCCGCCGCUCACUGUGGCGGAGAAGGAGGUGGAGCUGAGGGAGUGGGAGGCCAUGCUCGCGGACCGGCAUCCGGGGUUGGAGUUGCGGGACGGGGAGACGGGGAACAAGUAUAGCCGGCGGGUGAAGGCGGCGGCGCGGAUGCUGGAGACGAAGCAGAAGCUCGGCGUGUCGUCGUACCCGACGCCGCAGUUCUUUCUGCGGUCGUCGUGCGGGUCGGCGUCGCUGCACAAGAGGAUCCUCGACAUGUCGAAGAAGCAGGCCGACACGAUGCGCAAGGAGAAGAAGCGGCGAGGGAACCGAAACGGGCUCAUCGGGCCAUGA